AUGUCAAUAAGUUUUAGUGAAAUUCCAUAGGUCAUUACUGUUGAAGAUUCUCCAAAAGGUAGAGACAGUUCGUCAAAUAUUAAAAGUGAUAGUAUUAAAGUUAAGGUUCCUACAUUACAAGAAAAGCUUUAAAACAAAUUAAAAAAUGAAGAGAAUCGCAUAAAUGAGCAAAGCAAAAAGUUGCUUGAACAGCUAGAAUAAAAUAAAAGAAAUUUCCAACUUGAGCAAAUCAAACUGCACAAAACACUUAUCAAAUAAAAAAAAUAAGAAAAUUAUCAAUUGUUAAAAUCUAUGAGCGAUGGACAACCUAAGCAUCCACACGAUUUUAAGAAGGCUAACAAAGAAUUAGAAGUUUUCAAGGAAAGAGGAUUUUUGCUGCCAACAAUCGAAGAGGCUAGAUAAGAAUAACAGCUAGAAAAACAAAAAGAGAAGUUUAGAUAAACGUAUCUCAAAGCAAAGGCAGUUUCUUAAAUAGAAAUUCCAUUUUUCCCUACAACUUAAAUCCCUAAAUUCUUUGAUAACAUCCAUUUAAUGAAAAGUGCUGAAGAAGGUUAAUAAGUAAGCAGCUAAUAUCCUACUGCAUAAAAGAAGCUUGGCUUAUUAGUAUCUAGCAAUAAUAUUAAAAGUUUAUAAAAUAUUCACAUUUCAAACGAUAAUUAAAGAAGCCCUGAAAAAUCAGUUAACAAAGGUUCUCUAAUGUAGCAAUCUCAAAUAGAAAUGUAUCAUUUAAAGCCAACAUCAGCUAAUAAUUUAGCACUAUUCUAAUAACAACUGCAUUAGUAAAAUGAAGAAAUAUCACAAUAUAAAAAUGCAAAGAGUAUGAACAGUAUUUCAUCUUUAAGAAGAAAUCAAUAUUCGAUGUCAAAUCUUAGCACAGAAGCUGGAAGCUAGUAGAAAAAUAAGUAAUGGAUAAAUGCUUAUCAUUAAAAAGAGAUAUUUAGUCGCCCUCUUUAUAACAAUUUAGACAUAAAACUAUAAGGAAACAAUCCUCAUUUUAAACCUUUUAAACCAACGAAAACUUAAGGUUAUGAUUUCAAUAAAUACAUAUCACUAGAAGCUGGUGAAAGAGAUAGCAAAUCAGCAAACUUAAAGAAACUUUAAGAUAUAUAAGCAAUAAAUUUCGAAGAUGAGCCAUUUGAAAUUAAGCCUCCUUCAUAGUUCAACUCUUUAACUAGAAUUGAUAACUAUUGA
This is a messenger RNA of Tetrahymena thermophila SB210, 1191 nucleotides long. RefSeq lists its product as hypothetical. The record is from RefSeq and is a predicted model, not a curated record. The transcript has 3 exons. Lineage: Eukaryota; Ciliophora; Oligohymenophorea; Hymenostomatida; Tetrahymenidae.